UGGUGGGAGAAACAGAGACUAUAAAUUCGAGCGAUUCAACAAUCCUACGCUGUAUAAGAAAAAUAAUUUGCAAAGAAGUUUACUGAAAGUUGAGUUUUGUGAGAAGUGAAAAAAAUAGUUCAGAAUGCAGAUCUUCGUCAAAACUUUGACCGGAAAAACCAUCACUCUAGAGGUAGAACCCUCUGAUACUAUUGAGAAUGUGAAGGCUAAAAUACAAGAUAAAGAAGGAAUCCCACCAGACCAACAGAGAUUGAUCUUUGCUGGUAAACAAUUGGAAGAUGGCCGUACUCUUUCCGAUUACAACAUUCAAAAAGAAUCUACCCUUCACUUGGUACUUCGUCUCAGAGGAGGAAUGCAAAUCUUCGUCAAGACGUUGACUGGAAAAACAAUCACCCUAGAAGUUGAGCCCUCUGACACCAUCGAAAAUGUAAAGGCUAAAAUCCAAGACAAAGAAGGAAUCCCACCAGACCAGCAGAGGUUGAUCUUCGCUGGAAAACAAUUGGAAGAUGGUCGCACACUAUCCGAUUACAAUAUCCAGAAGGAAUCUACCCUUCACUUGGUACUUCGUCUCAGAGGAGGAAUGCAAAUCUUCGUCAAAACAUUGACCGGAAAGACCAUCACCUUGGAAGUAGAACCAUCUGACACCAUCGAAAAUGUAAAGGCUAAAAUCCAAGACAAAGAAGGAAUCCCACCAGACCAGCAGAGGUUGAUCUUCGCUGGAAAACAAUUAGAAGAUGGCCGCACACUUUCCGACUAUAAUAUCCAGAAGGAAUCCACACUCCAUUUGGUACUUCGUCUCAGAGGAGGAAUGCAAAUCUUCGUCAAAACAUUGACCGGAAAGACCAUCACCUUGGAAGUAGAACCAUCUGACACCAUCGAAAAUGUAAAAGCUAAAAUCCAAGAUAAAGAAGGUAUCCCACCAGACCAGCAGAGGUUGAUCUUCGCUGGAAAACAAUUGGAAGAUGGCCGCACACUAUCCGAUUACAAUAUCCAGAAGGAAUCUACCCUUCACUUGGUACUUCGUCUCAGGGGAGGAAUGCAAAUCUUCGUCAAAACAUUGACCGGAAAGACCAUCACCUUGGAAGUAGAACCAUCUGACACCAUCGAAAAUGUAAAGGCUAAAAUCCAAGACAAAGAAGGAAUCCCACCAGACCAGCAGAGGUUGAUCUUCGCCGGUAAACAAUUAGAAGAUGGCCGCACACUAUCCGAUUACAAUAUCCAGAAGGAAUCUACCCUUCAUUUGGUACUUCGUCUCAGGGGAGGAAUGCAAAUCUUCGUCAAAACAUUGACCGGAAAGACCAUCACCUUGGAAGUAGAACCAUCUGACACCAUCGAAAAUGUAAAGGCUAAAAUCCAAGACAAAGAAGGAAUCCCACCAGACCAGCAGAGGUUGAUCUUCGCCGGUAAACAAUUAGAAGAUGGCCGCACACUAUCCGACUAUAAUAUCCAAAAGGAAUCUACUCUUCACUUGGUACUUCGUCUCAGAGGUGGAAUGCAAAUCUUCGUCAAGACGUUGACUGGAAAGACCAUCACUUUAGAAGUUGAGCCAUCAGACACUAUUGAAAACGUCAAAGCUAAAAUUCAAGACAAGGAAGGAAUCCCACCAGAUCAACAAAGGUUGAUCUUCGCCGGUAAACAGCUAGAAGAUGGUCGCACUCUUUCUGAUUACAACAUUCAAAAAGAAUCAACCCUUCACUUGGUACUUCGUCUCAGGGGAGGAAUGCAAAUCUUUGUCAAAACAUUGACCGGAAAGACAAUCACCUUGGAAGUAGAACCAUCUGACACCAUCGAAAACGUAAAAGCUAAAAUCCAAGACAAAGAAGGUAUCCCACCAGACCAGCAGAGAUUAAUCUUCGCCGGUAAACAAUUAGAAGAUGGUCGCACUCUUUCUGAUUACAACAUUCAAAAAGAAUCUACCUUACAUUUGGUACUUCGUCUCAGAGGAGGAAUGCAAAUCUUCGUCAAGACGUUGACUGGAAAGACCAUCACUUUGGAAGUUGAGCCAUCAGACACUAUUGAAAACGUCAAAGCUAAAAUUCAAGACAAGGAAGGAAUCCCACCAGAUCAACAAAGGUUGAUCUUCGCCGGUAAACAAUUGGAAGAUGGUCGCACACUUUCUGACUAUAAUAUCCAGAAGGAAUCCACCCUCCAUUUGGUACUUCGUCUAAGAGGUGGAAUGCAAAUAUUCGUCAAGACAUUGACCGGAAAGACCAUCACCUUGGAAGUAGAACCUUCUGACACCAUCGAAAAUGUAAAGGCUAAAAUUCAAGACAAGGAAGGAAUCCCACCAGAUCAACAAAGGUUGAUCUUCGCCGGUAAACAAUUGGAAGAUGGUCGCACACUUUCCGACUAUAAUAUCCAGAAAGAAUCCACACUCCAUUUGGUACUUCGUCUCAGAGGAGGAAUGCAAAUCUUCGUCAAAACAUUGACCGGAAAGACCAUCACCUUGGAAGUAGAACCAUCUGACACCAUCGAAAAUGUAAAAGCUAAAAUCCAAGAUAAAGAAGGUAUCCCACCAGACCAGCAGAGGUUGAUCUUCGCUGGAAAACAAUUGGAAGAUGGCCGCACACUAUCCGACUAUAAUAUCCAGAAGGAAUCUACCCUCCACUUGGUACUUCGUCUCAGGGGAGGAAUGCAAAUCUUCGUCAAGACAUUGACCGGAAAGACCAUCACCUUGGAAGUAGAACCAUCUGACACCAUCGAAAAUGUAAAGGCUAAAAUCCAAGACAAAGAAGGAAUCCCACCAGACCAGCAGAGGUUGAUCUUCGCUGGAAAACAAUUGGAAGAUGGCCGCACACUAUCCGACUAUAAUAUCCAGAAGGAAUCUACCCUCCACUUGGUACUUCGUCUCAGGGGAGGAAUGCAAAUCUUCGUCAAGACAUUGACCGGAAAGACCAUCACCUUGGAAGUAGAACCAUCUGACACCAUCGAAAAUGUAAAGGCUAAAAUUCAAGACAAAGAAGGAAUCCCACCAGACCAGCAGAGGUUGAUCUUCGCCGGUAAACAAUUGGAAGAUGGUCGCACUCUUUCCGACUAUAAUAUUCAAAAGGAAUCUACGCUGCAUUUAGUUUUGCGUCUUCGUGGAGGACAUUAACUAUAUCCACCUUUAGUUAUUUAUUCAGAGUAUCCAAAGCUGUGUUAUACUUUAUAUCUAACAAAUAUUUCAAAUUGUCAGUGAUAUUAUAUGGUGAAGAAUUUAAA
Coccinella septempunctata (seven-spotted ladybird) is the source of this 3201-nucleotide messenger RNA. It is a transcript of the gene Ubi-p63E, whose product is annotated as polyubiquitin-C. Gene Ontology annotation, cellular component: nucleus; cytoplasm. The record is from RefSeq and is a predicted model, not a curated record. NCBI's taxonomy places the organism in Eukaryota, Metazoa, Arthropoda, Insecta, Coleoptera, Coccinellidae. Gene Ontology annotation, biological process: modification-dependent protein catabolic process; protein ubiquitination. Gene Ontology annotation, molecular function: ubiquitin protein ligase binding; protein tag activity. The transcript has 2 exons. The coding region runs from base 125 to 3094 and encodes 989 amino acids.